Messenger RNA from Solanum lycopersicum (tomato), 3220 nucleotides. RefSeq lists its product as uncharacterized. Lineage: Eukaryota; Viridiplantae; Streptophyta; Magnoliopsida; Solanales; Solanaceae. The record is from RefSeq and is a predicted model, not a curated record.
CAUUUCUUGUAUGAUAUUAUGCCUACGUAAUUUCCUUUUUAUUUCUGAAGUCAUUCCAAUUACAAUUAGGGGGUCAAUGGUUACUUAGAAAAAAACCCGACUAAACCUAACCUGCCCUUCUUCUUCUUCUUCAAUUUUCUGAAAUUCUGAAAAGGAAGACCUAAAAAUUUAGAUAAGACAGAUAUGGGAGAGCGAUUGGGAGAUCGGAGAAAGAAGAAAACUAUGGAAACUUAGCAAUUUUCUGUACUUCGUGGGAUAGAGAUAGAUACAGAGAGCACGGAUAGGAGAGAGACACAGGGCUCACGUGCUCGCCGGAGUUUGACGACGGCACUACUGUUGCUCUACGACGGUUUAUCCAUUAAAUCCGGUGAACUCUCUACCUGGAAAUCGAAAGACUAACCUCAAAUCCACCAUCUCUCUCAAUCUCCAAAAUAUCCCCUCCUGUGCCUCACAGACCGUCGUUUGUCAUUGAUUAAUCUGUUUCAUUGACAAAAAAAAACAGUUGAAUUAUUCUAGAUCCGCGAGAUUUUUCAGUCAGAACAAGUGCGGUUUCGUUAAGAAAAAAUAAUUCAGAAUCUUGUCGAGUUCAUUGGGAACAUUAAGGCUCCAUUGGAGGUCUCUGUUUACGGCUCAAAAAUUUAUUUUGCGAGUAAAGAAGACAAUUGUUGGACGGUUGAAGGCAGAGGGCUGAGGGAGUAGAGAGAGAGAGAGAGGGAGAUGGAAAAUGGAGGGGAUAGUUUGGUGCCUAAACUUGCGGGAUGGAAUUUGAAUGAUUCAAAUAAUCCCAAGAACAAUGAUGGGUUGUUUCAGGUUCUGAAAGCAGUCGAAGCCGCUGAAGCCACCAUUAAGCAACAGGUUGAUGAGAAUAAUCGAUUAAGAACAGAACUUCAAAAGAAGAUUCUAGAAGUUGAAAAAUAUAGAUCAGGAGAGCUGAAAGGUCAAACUCCUCAUUCAGUUGGUCAAUUGGAUCAUCUAAAUGAGGCUGAUGGAGCACAUCCAUCAACCUUGGGUUUUGAAAGUCAACUUCCUGAACUUAGAAACAUGGAUAGUAUAGGACGUAAUUUGUCUAGUAAUCUGUUGCUUGCAAAAGAUCCCAGGCAAAAUGAUUUAGACUUGACUCUGCCUAAUCAGGGAGAGAGCCAAACCGAAUAUAGCAAAGUGAAUGGCACAUCGAGAGCAAUACCUGGUGGCCUGACAACAACUGAUAAUUCUGGUGUUUCACAUUUCUCAUCACCUUCGGCAUCAUUUUCACCCAACAGGUAUCAAAUAGAAGGAGAAUAUGACAGACAGCUCAAUUUAUCUGGACAAGGUUUGAUGCCAGUGGCCGAAGUUAACAGCAGUGUGAAGAAGGAUCUUGUUUUGAAGAUCCAGGAGCAUGAACAGGAGGUUGUACAAAUGAGGAAAUAUCUCUCUGAAUAUUCUAUCAAGGAAGCACAAAUUCGCAAUGAGAAAUAUGUUCUGGAAAAGCGAAUUGCUUACAUGCGCAUGGCAUUUGAUCAGCAGCAACAAGAUCUUGUUGAUGCUGCCUCUAAAGCGAUAUCAUACAGACAAGACAUAAUUGAGGAAAAUAUACGCCUUACAUAUGCACUGCAGGCUGCACAGCAAGAAAGAUCAACAUUUGUAUCAUCUUUGCUGCCACUUCUUGCAGAGUACUCACUUCAGACACCUGUAGCUGAUGCACAGUCAAUUGUCAGCAAUGUCAAGGUUUUGUUUAGACAUUUACAAGAGAAGCUUUUUGUUACUGAGGCCAAGUUGAAGGAGUCUCAGUACCAAAUGGCACCUUGGCGGUCAGAUAUGAACCUGUCAAAUUUUGCUCAUUCACCUCCUCAGUCUGCUGGGAUUAAAGAAGGUCUUGAACUCGUACCUCAACAAGCCUAUUCCAGUGAAAAGGCUCCUCUUUCGUCAGAUCCUCGGACUACAACAGACUGGGAUCCCUUGAGCAAUCCUCAGAGUGGUCUACACCGUGAUGCAGAAAGAAAUCCAGAGACUGAUGACUUGGGGAGGUAUUCACCUCUUACAAGCAGGAACACUACAGUGCAAGUUAUACCAGCACAACUUGCAGUAAGCCAGGGUUAUACGCAUUCCAAGCCUAAAAGUGAAGAAACAUCUAGUAAGCAAGUUACUUUUAGUGAUCUCAUCAGCAGCAAUGAGAUGGAUGAUUCUGACAUGGAAAGACAUCAAAAUGAUAGAGAGCCUUCAGUUAAUUGGGCUAAUAAAAGCUCUGCAUACACAUCACAGCUAGAUGAGCCAGGCUCAUCAUACUCUCCAUACCUUCCACCAGUUCUUGAGGAGCCUUCAUCAUCCUAUUCAGAAGUAGCAGAUGAAGAGGCACUACCUGCAAUAGAGGGUCUCCAAAUUUCUGGUGAUGCUUAUCCUGGACAGGGACUCCAAGCUUGUGGCUACUCUAUUAAUGGAACAACCAGUUGCAAUUUUGAGUGGGUUCGCCAUUUGGAAGAUGGAUCUUUUAACUAUAUAGAGGGGGCAAAGCAACCAACUUACCUUGUGACUGCUGACGAUGUUGAUACUUACCUUGCUAUUGAAGUUCAGCCAUUGGACAACCGAAAACGGAAGGGUGAACUCGUGAAGGUCUUUGCAAAUGAGCAUAGGAAGAUAACUUGUGAUCCUGUAAUGCAUAGUUGCAUUGAGAAAACCCUUUAUAGUGGUCAUGCUUCAUAUAAAGUUUCAUUGUCGACACGAUAUCUUGAUAUAUGGGAGUCUGCUACCUUGGCUAUCAAGAGGGAUGGUUAUAGCAUCAAGGUUAAUGGGCCUGGUGGUGUUCUCGUCAGUGAGAAGUUUUCUCAAUCUACAAUUGUUACUAUUCCAUAUGGAAGUCCUACAGAAUUUUCGAUCCUUGAUAGUCGGGGAGUUGAGCAUCUUUUGAAGGCUGAGAAUGAUCAAGGAGACAUUAACUGUUCAAGGGAUACAAUUGUCCUCACCAUGAGACUAUUUAUUAUAAGGGCUGGUGAGAAGAAAAAAGGAAGGAGGAGAGGUUUGUUUUUCAACAAGUGAAAAGCUAGUCAGCCUUCCAAAACAUAUUUAUUAGUACACUUGUGUAUUCUUCUGUGAGUAGUUGAGCUUUUAGAUCUGUAUUUCUUUUGCUUUUUUUUUUGGUUACCAGUUCUGUUACAUAUUGUUAGUUCGCUCAGGUUAUCAUUGGCCUCAAUUUCUCUUUUUAGUAAAUUUUCUUUGAUAUCAAAAUGCAGUAUAGCCUUUCUGUCUA